AUGACGCUCAAACGAUGGUGGUUGUUGUUACUUUUGAUGAGCUUUCAAGCGAGAACUAAUGGGCUACGGAUAAAUCACGAUGAUGAUCGACGAUUCGAGAAACCGAUGGGAUCCGGAGGAGUUGUUCGAAUUGGACAUCUAUUGCCUGGGAAUCCACAGAUUGCUCAAGAACCGGAGAUCCUACGAAUGUGUGCCCAGGAUAUGAAAGAGCGAAAGAUUCUACCGAGAAACUUCACUCUACAAGUCUACACAAUGGGCAGCUGUGACAAGUUCAGCGGAGUCGAGAACGCUGCUUACUUGCACUACAUGAAGAACGCGACGAUCUAUUUUGGACCCGGUUGCAACAAUGAAAUGUUGGUGAUCGGUCGUCUUGCUCCUCGCUGGAAUGUCCCAAUCGUUGCUCAUAUGUCUGGAGAUGAUAUCCUCUCUGAUCGAACAGUUUUUCCGACUCUUGGAUCCGUUGCUUUAACUUCGGCCAGUGAAAUGGCUCGAGCAACGCUCGCUUUCUUGCAGCACAACGGAUGGGAUCAAGUGGGUUUCGUGCGCUCGGCUUCCCAAUUUGAUCGUCUCAGCGUGCACUCGUUGAACAAUUUGAUCAAGCGACAAGAAAUUGCGGUCAAUGUCAACACAAUGAUCGAGUUUGAGCCGCACACUUCAGCCGACGAAAUCAUCGCCUCUGGAAAGCUGAAACAGUUGAAAUCGAACGCGAGAAUCAUUGUUGUUGAAAUGGGAAUGGAUCUGCAUCAUGCCACAAAUUUCAUGAUCGCUGCUCACCGUGCUGGAAUGAAGGGCGAUGAAUAUGUGUACAUUUUGCCGUGGUUAGCUCAUGUAAACGACCACUACCCUUGGGAGUCAUCAACGGUCGAUAAACAGGAAGUGAAAGCCGCCUUUGAGAACACGAUUGUGAUCACGGCGCAUGGAUAUGACAAGAAAUUCUUUGACGAGUUUACGCAGAAAUAUGUCCAAGCAACGGGACAGCUUUCCACUCAUUAUGCAACUCUUGCCUACAUGACACUCUACGAUGCUCUAGUUCUUUACGGAAUGGCGCUGAAAGAUGCGUUUGAAGAGCAAAAGAACUACGAUGUCCACCAAAAUGGAUCGCUCAUCUGGCAAAAGAUGACGAAUCGACAAUUUGUUGGUGUGACGGGUCAAGUUUUGAUGAACAAUAAGGCCAUUCGUGUCCCUUCAUAUGCCACCUAUCACACAGCGAAUGGUACCUUGAGAAUCGUUGUGGAACUCGAGGCGAAACUUGGGAAUGAUCAGAAAUGCAAAGCAAAUCCGGAUAUGUGCACGGAACAUGUGGCGCAUGAAGUGAUCCAAUACUACUGGAACAGUCACAAUGGAAUGUUGCCUAAAUCGGUUCCCUCGUGUGGAUUCACAGGAGCCGAUUGUGAUUACACGACUUAUUUCAUCUUGAUGGGAGUCACUCUUUUCUUCCUCACCAUCAUUCCACUUUCCUACUUUUUAUAUGUGAAACAAAAAGAGCGCCUUCUCUACGACAUGACUUGGAGAAUUCCGAGAGAUGUCGUUCGUCUUGUUGAGGCAAAAUCGAAAUCCGAGCACUCUUUGGCGAGCAAAUCCCAAUCUUCGGGCUCUUUCUCGGGCAGCCUUGGCUCGAAACAAAAUGGACUCAUUGCGGCUAAACAGGCUACCUCAAAUGGAGUCAGAGUUGCAAUUAAACGCUUCCAACAAGUGCGCAACAUUACUUACCCAAAACACGAGCUGAGAACACUCAAAGAGCUGAAACUCAUCGAAAAUGAGAACUUGAAUAAAUUCUAUGGAAUCGCGUUCAAUCAACAAAAUGAAUUCAUCGUCAUGUGGAUUCUCUGCUCGAGGGGAAGUCUUGAGGACAUUUUGUUCAACGAUGAGCUCAAACUCGGCCGAAACUUUCAAGUGUCUUUUGCGAAAGAUGUUGUCAAGGCCUUGGCCUUUCUACACGCUUCUCCGAUUCUUUACCACGGCUUGCUCUGUCUCCAAAAUUGUCUCGUUGACUCGAAUUGGACUGUCAAAUUGACCAACUUCCGAACAGAGGAAAUAAUCUCCGAAAAACUGUAUCAUAACGAGAUUCGCCCGGUUUUGGGUGAAGGAGAGGAUGAGAAUGAUCGGCUCAUUGAUAGAAAAUACAUCCAACAAGCACCUGAAGUAAUCCGUGAGAUCGUCACUCGUAAGGCUCUCCCACGUGGUGGACAACCGCAAGAUGUGUACGCUUGUGGAAUGGUUGUCUAUCAAAUUCUCUAUCGAGUUGAACCAUUCCACGAACGAGGGAAAUCGAUUGCAAAACUCAUGGAAAUGAUCGCAAUGUCCAACGACGACGAUCAGCUCAUCCGCCCGACUUUUCCCUCUUCAAUGGGUAUCUUACAGGAAGCUAAUGGCAAAGGGGUUAAAGAUAAAGAUGCGGACACGUUCAAUCUACAGCUUUUAUCCUGUAUUGAAGCUUGUUGGCUAGAGCUGCCAGAAAUGAGACCAAAUAUCAAAAAAGUUCGAACAAUCAUUAAUUCGAAUCUCAAGAGCACAGGUAAAGGCUCUCUCGUGGACCAAAUGAUGAAGAUGAUGGAAGAGUACACAACCAAUCUCGAGAGCCUUGUUCGUGAUCGGACAGCGAUGUUAGAGGAAGCACAAAAGCAAGCGGAUCGUCUCCUCAACAAUAUGCUUCCAAAAUCAAUCGCUGAAGAUCUGAAAGUUGGAAAGCCGGUCCUUCCUCAAUUGUAUCCAUGUGCAACUGUGCUCUUCUCGGAUAUUCGUGGUUUCACGAGAAUCUCAUCAACAUCGACUCCACUCCAAAUUGUUACCUUCUUGAAUGAUAUGUUCUCCGGAUUUGACUCGAUUAUCUCAAAACAUGAUGCUUACAAGGUAGAAACGAUUGGUGACGCCUACAUGAUUGUCUCCGGGGUGCCGAAAGAGAACGGGAACUUCCACGCUCAAAAUAUUGCUGAGAUUGCGUUGAAAAUGAGAACAUUCGUUUCUAACUUCAAACUUGCGCAUCGUCCCGAGGAGUUGAUGAUGGUGAGAAUCGGUUUCCAUUCGGGGUCCGUGGCAGCUGGUGUCGUGGGACUUGCAGCUCCAAGAUAUUGCUUGUUCGGUGACACCGUGAAUAUGGCUUCAAGAAUGGAAAGUACUGGAGUUGCGAACAAGAUUCAGAUCUCCGAGCAAGCCUACAACCUUUUGCACUGUUUUUUCCCACAAUUCGUUAUGACUGAAAGGGGAAAAAUUGAGAUAAAAGGAAAGGGCGAAUGCUUGACCUACUACUUAGAAGGGAAAUCAGGCAAG
This is a messenger RNA of Mesorhabditis belari, 3267 nucleotides long. NCBI's taxonomy places the organism in Eukaryota, Metazoa, Nematoda, Chromadorea, Rhabditida, Rhabditidae. The record is from the annotation of a GenBank genome assembly.